UGUUUGAGUCAAAGGACAGCGGUGCUGUUCUAAAGUAGUGUGUGUUUUAUAAGUGUACUUAAUAUCCAACAUCUUUUGCUAAAUGUGUCGUAUUCUCUUUUGGAUUAAUUUUCUGACCAGACCUUCUAAUGCUUGUGCAUUGCUAUCGUCUUAGUUCGUAAAUCGUAAUAUUCUUCUGUCAGUCUAUUUGACAGCAGUUGCUCUUCGUCGGGUCGAGCGCGUUGAACCGAAUGUAAACAAGCCCAGUUUCGCAGUCUUCAUCCACGAACUCGCCUGGAGUCACCGUCAGCGGCUUUCACCAACCUGUUAAGUGUGUUGGAGUCCGCGGGAGAUGAUUUGGCCGUGUAGUCAGGCCUUGGACUAAAGUUGAAGCCUUUUAAUUGAGUCUGUCAAGAGUGUCAGAUUCGUCGCGAGGCCUCAUAUCUGUGGAUGAGGAAGUGAACGGACCGAGCUCACCCAGGAGAAAGGAUCCCAUUUCAUGGGAGAAUCCUCUUUCCUUUACUCCUGGGUGAACCGGUGAUCUGUCAAAAUGGAUGAGCAGGAGGCCCUGAAUUCUAUCAUGCAAGACCUGGUGGUGCUGCAUCGAUCCAGUCGACCAUCUGGUCUGCCUGACCUGGGCAAACACAAGGCCUCCUCUCCUAAGAACCAGAAUGAUGUAAGGGUGAAGUUUGAGUACAGAGGAGAGAAGAGGAUCCUGCAGUUCCCUCGACCUGUCAGUCUUGAAGAUCUGAGCGCCAAAGCUAAAGUAGCAUUUGGGCAGACCAUGGACCUGCAUUACACCAAUAAUGAGCUUGUGAUUCCGUUGAGUACUCAGGACGAUCUGGAUAAGGCCGUGGAGCUGUUGGAUCGAUCAGUGCAUAUGAAGAGCCUAAAAAUCCUGCUUGUGCUCUCCUCCUGUACUCAGAACUCUGUCUCCAGUAAGGACCUGUUGCCAGCUCACGAGAACCUGGACAACACAGACUUCAGUGUUGCAGAUAAAAAGAAAAUGCUGGCACUCAUAGGUUCUCAGUCAACCGAUCGUAGCUCUCCUCCUCCAGGCUAUAUUCCUGAUGCUCUGCAGCAGGUGGCCAGAAAUGGCUCUUUCACAAGCAUCAACAGUGAGGGCGAGUUCAUACCAGAGAGCAUGGACCAGAUGCUGGACCCUCUGUCUAUGAGCAGUCCUGAGAAUUCAGCGUCAGGCAGCUGUCCUUCACUGGACAGUCCACUUGAUAGUGAUACCUAUCCUAAAUCCCGUAUGCCUCGAGCCCUGAGCUACCCUGAUAACCAUCAAGAGUUCCCUGAGUACGAUAUACCAGUGUUUGAAAAAACAGGGAAGGGAGGAACCUAUCCUAGGCGAUAUCCCAUCUCUUUUGGUCUGCACGACUACAGCGAUGGGCGAAAGACCUUUCCCAGGGCACGGCGGACUCAGGCUCAUGGUUUUCGUUCUCCAGUGAGUUUCAGUCCAACAGAGCAGCAGAGCCCCAGCACUAGCAGUGGAAGCAGCAUCUUCACUCCUGAGCUAGAGGAACCAGGGCGCAGACGCCGCGGCAGCGACAUAGAGCCCAGUUCUAACCCCACUCUCUCAGUCAUGGACAUCAGCCCUCCAAGCCGCUCCCCUCGGGCUCCCACAAACUGGCGUCUAGGGAAGCUUUUGGGGCAAGGAGCAUUCGGGCGAGUGUUUUUAUGCUACGAUGCUGACACUGGCAGAGAACUGGCUGUUAAACAGGUGCAGUUUGACCCGGAUAGCCCAGAAACCAGCAAGGAGGUGAGCGCUCUGGAGUGUGAAAUUCAGCUGCUGAAAAAUCUAUUCCAUGAGCGCAUUGUUCAGUACUAUGGCUGCUUGCGGGACACACAUGAAAGAACUCUUUCCAUUUUUAUGGAGUACAUGCCUGGGGGCUCCAUUAAAGACCAGCUGAAGUCUUAUGGUGCUCUGACGGAGAACGUCACUCGUAAAUAUACACGGCAGAUACUAGAAGGCGUGUGCUACCUGCAUAGUAAUAUGAUCGUCCAUAGAGAUAUCAAAGGUGCCAAUAUCCUACGGGACUCCGCAGGUAAUGUGAAGCUGGGUGACUUUGGAGCGAGUCGGCGGCUCCAGACCAUCUGCCUGUCAGGAACAGGCAUUAAGUCAGUGACAGGUACACCUUACUGGAUGAGCCCUGAGGUCAUCAGCGGAGAGGGGUAUGGCAGGAAAGCUGAUAUCUGGAGCAUCGGCUGCACCGUGGUGGAGAUGUUGACUCAGCGGCCACCCUGGGCGGAGUACGAAGCAAUGGCAGCCAUUUUUAAAAUUGCCACACAGCCCACCAACCCCACUCUGCCGCCUCACGUGUCGGACCACUGCCGGGAUUUCCUUAAACGGAUUUUUGUGGAGACUAAACAGCGUCCAGCUGCUGAGGACCUAUUACGGCACACUUUCGUCCAUUAGACACUCCCCCUUCCAUCUCUGACCAAUCAGAGACUUCCAAAAGUGUCUGUAGGACCAUCCAUUUUUCAGACUCAUCCCAGCAGGCCUACGAGCCCCUACUCGGAUCAGAGCGCAUAGUGAAGAGGGCAGUGGCCUAAUCUCACACCUCUGCUGGAGCAGGAGGGGGAUUUGGAGCAGCUUGAUUCCAUAUGAAAACAUUGCACCUUAAUUUCACUCAGGGGUAAGUACCCCUAAAGACUAAACGGAUAUUGGUACCCCAAAAAAACUUGAGAAUGUUGUCUUUUAAGGCUUUCUUUUAUUAAUUUUUAAUGUUUUGAUAUCCCCGAUGAUUGUGGAGAGCCUUUGCUCUGGGGAGUCCGGGUGGGUUCUGGAUGCACUGGGUUAAUGCAGGAAGAUCUUGGAAUGUCAACCCCAGAACAAGGCAGGUACACCAAUACGCUGCUAAAGGGUAAAAGGAAAAAAAUGAAACAGAACAGAAUAGAUGACAGGAUGCACGGGACUCUCCAGCCUGGUAGUCAUGGCUUCUAAAAGUUCUCAUUUUCUUGCACAGUCCUCCUAGAACAUACACACACACACGUACAUGAACUCUGAUGGAAGAUCUUACUGUAGAAUAUUUACUCUCUAUGCUGUACAAACAUUUGUGUUUGCUGAACUCUCUCAUCUUCUGAUUGCAACCACAUACCGGAGUGUAUUUGCUUUUUCCAGCUCUAGAAUUCGUCAGGAUCUUGUACCGGUUUCUGUUUUGUUUCUGUUUUUACUGUGUGCCUUUUUGACAUCACCUUCCUCUUUUUUUUGUAUUCUGCUCUGUCUUAAGUGUCCGGUUAUUUUUCUAGAAUUUUAUAGGUUUAAUGCACAGCUACUCACAAGUCUUUCUGACUUUUCUUUUACAGGAAUUAUUUAGGACAGUUCGGCUCUUCAUACUGUUUCUAGAACAGUAUGAACAGUAGAACAGUUUCUAUAAACAGCCUCUGCCUUUCCCCCUUUGGUCCCUCUGCUGGCAAACUGAUCUCGGGUCAGGUUCACCUGUGCAUUCUCUUAACACAGUGCCAUACACUUCAAUCUGAACAGGUAGGCAGGCUGAACACACUCACUCACCAAAGCGAAGAA
Molecule: messenger RNA, 3508 nt
Organism: Sinocyclocheilus grahami
Lineage: Eukaryota; Metazoa; Chordata; Actinopteri; Cypriniformes; Cyprinidae
Product: mitogen-activated protein kinase kinase kinase 2-like
Exons: 17
Coding region: 530-2401 (623 amino acids)
Biological process (GO): protein phosphorylation
Molecular function (GO): protein kinase activity; protein binding; ATP binding
Source: RefSeq, a predicted model, not a curated record